Funneliformis mosseae is the source of this 588-nucleotide messenger RNA. Lineage: Eukaryota; Fungi; Glomeromycota; Glomeromycetes; Glomerales; Glomeraceae. The record is from the annotation of a GenBank genome assembly.
AUGGGUAAAAAAGCGAAACAAGAUCUUCCGCUUCAUAAAGUCAUUAUGGUUGGUUCAGGCGGUGUUGGUAAAUCAGCUUUGACUUUACAAUAUAUGUACGGUGACUUUGUUGAGGAAUACGACCCAACAAAAGCAGACUCUUAUCGUAAGAAAAUAUCUUUAGAUGGACAAGAAUGUCAGAUUGACAUUCUAGACACAGCCGGACAGGAAGAAUAUGCUGCCAUUCGUGAUAAUUAUUAUCGGUCUGGUGAAGGAUUUCUGUGUGUUUUCUCUAUUUGCGAGUAUGAAUCAUUUGCACAUACUCAAGAUUUCAGAGAUCAAAUUUCACGAGUACUUGAUGAUGAUAGCAUACCUUUUAUUCUUGUUGGUAAUAAAGCCGAUUUAGCUCAGAUUCGUAAAGUUUCCGAAGAGGAAGCUAGGAAUAGGGCACGUGAAUGGAAUUGUAGUUAUUAUGAAACUUCGGCAAAAACACGACUGAAUGUCAAUGAAGUAUAUACUGAUUUAAUGAGAAAAAUAAAAAGUCGCAAGGAUGCUAACAAGGAGAAAGAAAACAAGGCUUCCCUUGAUUAUUUACUUCAGGAUCCUUGA